Molecule: messenger RNA, 1961 nt
Organism: Ricinus communis (castor bean)
Lineage: Eukaryota; Viridiplantae; Streptophyta; Magnoliopsida; Malpighiales; Euphorbiaceae
Product: cyclin-T1-3
Exons: 8
Coding region: 381-1688 (435 amino acids)
Biological process (GO): regulation of transcription by RNA polymerase II; positive regulation of DNA-templated transcription, elongation
Cellular component (GO): nucleus; cyclin/CDK positive transcription elongation factor complex
Molecular function (GO): cyclin-dependent protein serine/threonine kinase activator activity
Source: RefSeq, a predicted model, not a curated record
GCCCAAUGGCGAAGCAACUGGGCUAAGAAUCGACUCACCCAUGGACUCCUAUCCGCAGAAACUGAAAAGCACGCGUCACUUUAACGCGUGUAAAUAGAUAAGUUGCAAGCUCGCGUAAAAUAUCCAGAUAUUCUUCAGAAACUAAAAGCAAGAAAGGAAGAAAGAAAGAAAUUAGAUAUUGAAAAAAGUAAAUACUAAUAAAAAAAUAACAGAAAAUCCGUUAAAGUCGCAGGCAGGGUUUACAACUUACACCAACUCUGAGCACAUCCUCAACCUGCAGAAAAUUAGUUGACUCUCACGAAGCUAAGCAAGGCCUUUUUCGCCAUCAUAUUCUGAAUAGUUUGUUUAUCUCUCUUGUCUAUCGAAACGAGAAGUUAAGAAUGGCAGAACGACGACAGGAUACUGCCACUGCCAUGCACAUAUCAGAAAAGCCUCAGUUUCAUGCUGGUAAAUGGUACUUCAGCAGGCAUGAAAUCGAGCGCUGUUCCCCGUCUAGAAAGGAUGGAAUUGACUUUGAGAAGGAGUCUCAAUUACUGAGGUUGUACUGCUUGUUUAUUCAAGACCUUGGCAAGAAGCUUAAAAUACCUCAGGUGACAAUAGCAUGUGCAUUGAUGUUAUGCCACCAGUUUUACAUGCGUCAAUCUCAUGCGACAAAUGAUUGGCAGACAAUUGCAACUGUAAGCAUUUUUCUUGCUUGCAAAAUAGAAGACACCCCACGCUUGCUGAGGGAUGUAGUUGUUGUGGCUUAUGAGAUGAUAUACAAAUGGGAUCCUUCUGCCCCAGACAGAAUCCGAAGAACAGAAUUUUGUGACAAGCAGAAGGAAUUGAUUAUAAGUGGAGAGACAUUGUUAUUGACAACAAUUGCUUUUGAUCUUGGUAUCAAACUCCCCUACAGGCCACUUUUUGAUGCUUUAAAGAAACUGAAGAUAUUCCCAGAUCUUGCAAAAGUAGCAUGGAAUUUUGUAAAUGAUUGGCUUUCUACCACAUUGUGCUUGCAGUACAAGCCCCAUUACAUUGCAGCUGGUUCUCUGUUCCUUGCUGCAAAACUUCAAAAACUGAAGCUGCCUACAAAUAAGGGAAAGGUUUGGUGGAUGGAGUUUGAUAUUUCACCUAAACAAUUAGAGGAGGUCAUCCAAGAGAUGGUCCGGCUGUUGGAGCAAGACAGAAAGAAAGCGCUGCCUCCAACAGAUGGAAGGAUUGCUCAGUCUAGAGCUUCAGUUGGAAGGAUGAUGACUAGUAGCUCACAAUCAACUAUUACAAGUGCAUCGAUUGCUGGUUCACAUUCUAAUGAUGGAACUGUGGUAGAAUCCGAGGUAUUGGGUGCGAUAAACCUUAAGGAAGUUUUGCCAUGUCAAACAAGCGGUAGUAUUGUGAGCAGUGUUAUUAACAAUGAUGAUGGUGAGAGUCAACCGGGAACAGGGAAGUUUGAUUUGAGUUCAAGCUGUAAGAUUGUAUCUGUUAGGGGUUUCUACAGUAAGAUUGAUGCUAACCGAAUUAGAGAGACACUGAAGAGGAGGAGAUUGGAAGGAACUGCAAAAAAGAUGUCUAUUGAAACCAUAAAUGCUGAUACUGAUGGUGAAGCUUGGAUAGAAGAGGAGCUGGAGAAUGGCGUAGAGCUGGAAUCUGCCUCUUCAAAAAAAAAUAAACAAAGGAAGAAUGUUGGCUUCAUGGGAGCAGAGAAGCAGUGAUUUGUACAACAUUAUAGAGAGUGAUUUGUAUUCCUGUAGGAUACAUUCAUAUAUGUAAUCGGGGUGCUUGGUUUAGAAAGUGCACAUGGAUAAUAUCUGAUUGCGGAUAUUUAAUGGAACUAAAAACGCACGUAUUGGUCAAGUAAAAGGUCUUUGUAUUAUAAUUUAUACAUGUGCAGAAUUAUAACAGAUUUGAGUAGGGGAAUGAUUUCGGCAUCAUGGAUUGGCCUAUUAUUCUUGGAAUCAAUUGAAGAUGUAAUUUGUUUUAUUUCA